Molecule: messenger RNA, 4039 nt
Organism: Thamnophis sirtalis
Lineage: Eukaryota; Metazoa; Chordata; Lepidosauria; Squamata; Natricidae
Source: RefSeq, a predicted model, not a curated record
UCCGCCUUUUCUGUCCGGAGUAGUGGCGUCCUCCGGGCUUCCUUUCCCCGCUCGAGCUGCGGGACGGUUCCAAGCAGGCCGAGCGAAUCCACUUCUUGGUGCCGCUGAGCAACAGUUCGGGAGGCCUCCUGAAGAUCUCCACAAACGGGAGGGCCGUCUCUGUAUGUAGCCAGAGUGAAUCUGUCUGGAUUGCAGAGUGAUGGCUUUCAAAUGAGAACUUUUGGUUUUCUUGCAGGAGACUAUAUCCUUGAUUCAAAACCAAAAGAAAUCUCUGAAAUCCAGCGUUUAAACUAUGAACAGAACGUGAGCGAUGCGAUGGCAAUCCUGCACAAGUUUCAGACCGGCCUUGAUGUGAAUGUGAAGUUCACUGGGGUACGAGUAUUUGAAUACACGCCCGAAUGCAUUGUAUUCGAUCUUCUUGAUAUUCCGUUAUAUCACGGGUGGUUAGUAGAUCCUCAGGUUGGAGACGUCGUGAAAGCAGUCGGCAGCUGCAGCUACAACCAGUUGGUGGAAAAAAUCAUCUGCUGUAAGCAGUCGGACAACAGCGAGCUGAGGAAGGAAGGCUCCAUAGCAGAGCAGUUCCUCAGUAGCACAGCCACUCAGUUAACUUACCAUGGCUUGUGUGAGUUGACAUCCACCGUUCAAGAAGGAGAGCUGUGCGUGUUCUUCAGAAACAACCACUUCAGCACCAUGACCAAACACAAGGGCCAGCUUUACCUUCUGGUGACCGACCAAGGUUUCCUUACGGAAGAUAAGGUGGUUUGGGAAAGUUUGCACAACGUGGACGGGGAUGGGAACUUCUGUGAUUCUGAAUUCCACCUGCGACCUCCAUCGGAUCCGGAAACGGUGUAUCAGGGGCAGCAGGAUCAGAUUGAUCAGGACUACCUGAUGGCCUUAUCUCUGCAACAAGAGCAGCAAAGCCGAGACCUCAGUUGGGAGCAGCUCCCGGAAGACAUCAAUGACCUCGAGCUGGCCAAGAAGCUCCAGGAAGAAGAAGAUCGACAGGCCUCGCAGUACUACCAGGAGCAGGAGCAAGCUGCCACCCCUGCCGCCACCCCGGCUGAAGACCAGGAAGCCCAGGACGAUGCCAGCCCUCCCUCAGCAGAAAGGCAGCCCGGGGGCAGCGAGCGGAAGAGGAGAGAGCCGCGGGAGAAGGAGAAGAGUGCCUGUGCCAUUUUGUAGCGGAAGAAGGGUGGCUCUGGAGCCCAGCACAUCCGCUUGAAGUACCAGGGAUCCUGUGAGCGGGAGGCCCACCCGCCACCAGUGCCUGGGGAGCCCACAGCCGAAGGCCUCCUGAAGAUCUCCACAAACACCGCCUUGCCAAGGGAUCUGGGCAGGGGGCAGCCUGCUGUGGAAUGGAGCGUGGUGGGGCGAUGGUCAACGUGCCCCCACAGUGGCAGAGAAGCAGCUCACCGCCUGCCUCGAGGGCACCUCUGGAUCAUCACGAGAAGAUCAGUGUGGGGUCCGACGCCCCGCAGACGGAGUUCAGGCAAGGGGGUCCCUGGACUGGCAGGCUGAGUCCCUCAACAAGCUUCAGCUGAGCUUCCGUGGCUGAUCCGGCCACAAAUCAGGCUUCAGAACCCCUCGAAGCAAGAGGAGCCCAGGUCCCCUCGGGCCUCCCAAGUUUUUCAUCAACUGCCGGGCUCUGGAGGGAGGGGGGGGGGAAAGGAAGCGGAUGCUCCCAUUCGUUUGAAAGGGGCCUCAAGUGUGAGCAGCGUGAAGCUGUGGUCGCCCACCUGCCACAACAGGUGAACUGCAGGUCCAUCGUUUGUCUCUUGCGAGGUGGAUCAUUCCAGGACACGGAUCCUAACAAAUGAGUCCCCUGGACACCAGCGGCCCUUGCUGGCUCCUGGAAGACGCGGCUGUGCUGUCUUUGGAGAAAAGGGGAUACCCCUGGAGGAGGUGGGGGUGGGGGUAGAAUCCAGUUUUGUAAGCCCCAAUCUAAAUCCGCAGGCCACACGUCAUAGGAUGCAUCGCCUCCUGGCUGGAAUUGCCCGUUGGCUUUUGCGAGGAAGGAAGGAAGGGCAGCGACCUUCGUCCUCCCAAUAACUUUAUAGCACUUUGCAAACGCUUUAGACAAUGUUUGCUGUACUUCUAAAGACGGGACUUCAGGCCAGACUUUGCUGUCGAUACACAGAUUUGGGUCCCACGGCAACAUUCACACAGAAUGUGACAAUCUUAAGUGCAGGGAAGGAGAUGAUUGAAAUGUCAGGGAAGACCGGUAGCUUCAUGUGUUUUCCUUUUUGGGAUGGAGGCCAAACUAGCAAGGCAGUGACCUGUCUCUAACUCUUGCCUUACAGUUCUUUAAAUACCUUAAGCCGGAGGACGAUGAAGGGGGAAAAGAAUAGUUAAUUUUAGUGACGUUUCCACACGUGAGGUUUGGGUUUGCAUCUGCUGUGUAUGCAUUUUUAAGUACGAAGCGCCCUGGCUGACACGCGGGAUGGUUUUAUGCAGAACUGAGUUUACCUUGUAUCAUGUUGGAGCGAUAUGUAAGCAGAUCUCUUACAUAUUUCCAAUCUUAUAUUUGAUAUCUGCCCAUUACCCUGAUCUGUUUUAGACCGAGUGCCGUCCCGUGUUAAUAACUUUCGACAGCCUACCACUGAAGUCAGACUGAGGUUUGUCCUAAAAAAAAAAAUCAGCCUUGCGGUUUACAUUUGUACCGUUUUUUUUGCGUGGUGUUUGACAAUUAUGAAAUACGGAACUCUAGCAAACACAGGACAAGCUGGCAGUUUGCUUUAGAAGUGAUGUUCUGAGAGCCGAACCAGGACGUCCGUUUCCCAAUUCUUCACAUACCCGUGUGCCACUUUCAGGGGAAAUGGUCUUGCCCAAAUUGUGCCCGGGGUCGUCUUCAGGGCCUGGUCUUCGUCUGCUGUAGUGUUGGUGAAGCAUUGUGCCUGCUGUGUGGUUCUUGGGUGGAGAAGUGGCCCUUCCCUCUCGUUAGAAGCGCACAGAGUAAGGGCAUCUUUCAUGCCAAGCAGUAGCAGCUUAGUCUGCUUCUGGGUCUUGCCAGCACAGCCGUCCUUGUGGCAGCCUCUGUUGGGAAGACUUGACAAGUGGUAGCCAGGCAGGGGCUGGUGCCAGGAGGGGGCCCUUCGUUCUCCCCGCUUGUCGGGUUGCUUCUGCAGCUGGAGGGCGGUCCCCAAGGCCUUACUAGCAGACUCCACGUUGGCUACCUCUCCCCAAAGUUACUUUCGGCGUAAGUUGCCUUUUUUAUCUCUGCAGAAACCUUUGUUUUGCUUUGCCUCCGCCUGAUGCUGCCCUGCCUGACGACGCACACAUUUUGAGCUUAACCCAGCAUGCCCUGCCUCCGCAGGGAACCAGGGCUUCCGUAGCAGGUGCCCAGGAGAUGCACAAGGGGCACCCUGGGAGGGAAAGCAGCCGAGGGUCUCUGCUGUGGGAAUGCAUGCAGAAGCAAGUCCAUCAGCAAAACCUUUCUUCAGCACUGCCAAAUCCUUUUGUAAGAUCCUGCUGAAACCCCACCCCGCCCACCCACCCCCAAAUCAUGCCAAUUGGGCUAGGAGCCUCCUUCCGCAACUCGGGUGACUUGACGGCUUGGCUCUUCCCCACAGCAGCCCUUUCGCCUCCCUUCUACACGAUACUGUAGACCGCAAGCCGCAUGGGACCCAUGGAGAGGAAGGCAAAGGGCCGUUGGGCCAACUCAGUGGCUCCAUCCCAUCGCCCACUGCAGAGCCUCGGCCCAGAGUGGCCUUCGGCUGGCUUGGUGGCGGUGGCAGCCGUGGCCUUUUGCCUCAGUUAGAUGCGACACAUUCAAGUUUCAGGCAGCGUUUUGUUCGGUCCUCCAUAUUUAUGGACGAUGAGGUUGUGGCUCAAUCACCAGCUUCCUUUUAGCAAAUCCAACACUUUGCAUGGGUUUACACUGUGAUCAGCGGAUAGCUGCUUUCUGUUGAAUACUGUCCACGUUCUUUGAUGUCUUGAGCUGACACCUGUUGCUAGUCUCGUCUAAUUUUUAUAUAUAUAUUUAUAAUUUUUAACAGAUUUAAGUGACAUUCUCAUGUAAUAAAAAUGGAUUCAAGUUUUA